UCUAACAUCUUCCUGGCCUUUACACCCGACCUCCUACACCAACUCCACAAAGGCAUCUUCAAGGACCAUUUAGUUAAGUGGUGCCUUGAUAUUGUUGGCGAAGAAGAAAUGGACACACGGUUCAAAGUGAUGCCUGAUUAUCCCGGUCUUCGGCAUUUCAAGAAGGGAAUAUCUAUGGUAAAGCAGUGGACGGGGACAGAACACAAAGAGAUGCAGCGUGUAUUUGUUGGGCUACUUGCUGGCGCUGUCUGUUACGACUUGGAUGUAGUUGCACGAGCAAUUCUAGAUUUUUCAUACUAUGCUCAGCUUCGAGUUCACUCAACUGAAUCCCUCAAUGGCCUGGAAAGCGCUCUGGCGAUAUUUCACGCCAACAAGGACGUCCUGCAGCAACUCGAUAUUCGCGAGCAUUUUAAUAUUCCCAAAUUACAUCAGCUCUCUCACUAUGUUCAGUCUAUCCUAUUGUUUGGUGCUACAGACGGCUUUAACAGUGAACUUGCUGAACGAUUGCACAUCGACUUUGCCAAAGAAGCAUAUCGUGCCAGUAACAAGCGUGACUAUGAAGAACAAAUGGCCUUAUGGCUCCAGCGCCAGGAGGCAGUCUUCCUGUGUGGUUCCUACCUCAACUGGCUGUUGGAACAGUCUCAGUCGGCACCAACCAAUUUCACUUGUGACCACGGAUAUGACUCAGACUUGGACUCAGAGAUGGAAGGGCCAGACACUCAACGAAUGGUCCAUUUUCUCGCUAAGAUGCCUGCAUAUCCUCAGUGUUCGGUUCAGCACCUCGUCACUGCACAUGGUGCGUCCAUGUUCCUCCCAGCCCUUAAGUUGUUUCUGCGCAACCACAUGCCACACACUAUCAUUACCCCUGGUCUGCAAGACCGUUUUGACAUUUUUCGACAGGUAGUAAUCACUGCUCCACCUAAUCCACUCAUCAGUGAGUCACCGAGGCAACCCUCGGUUAUUAAGACAACACCUGAAGUGCUUCCUGGACGUGGACACAAGCCUGGAUCUCCCGCUAAGUUUGAUAUGGCCCUGACAAGCAAUGGCGUUCAGCCACGCACUUUAGAAGGUAUGCGAGUGGGACAGGUUCACAUUAUUUUCACUCUGCCAUGUCAAUUUGGGACCUACUUGCAAGCCUUGGCUUACAUUGAGUGGUUCACACCACUCAGGGAGCCGGACCACUCAUCUGGCCUGCACCAAUUGUCGUGUUCAACU
Molecule: messenger RNA, 1215 nt
Organism: Suillus bovinus
Lineage: Eukaryota; Fungi; Basidiomycota; Agaricomycetes; Boletales; Suillaceae
Exons: 5
Source: RefSeq, a predicted model, not a curated record